AUGGAAAACUCGGAAAAAACUCCCAGAACCACAAAAACUAAUGGUGAGAGAGGAUUUUUGGUGGUUGAAGGAUACGGAGGGCUGAGGGAAGACGAAAAGAGUUGAGAACAAGAUCGAGCCGCAAUUUUUUCGCCUCCGUCUUCAGCGCGCUGAAGAAAAAAAACGCGAUUUUUUAUUGAUUUUUCGCGGAUUUUACGAAAAAUUGUAAGUGGUCAGGUCAAUAUAAGGUCGAGUUUGGGGGUUUGGCGUGAGGGGCGUUCCGAAUUAUCGCGUGUGAAAUUAUUUUGGGGGCUACGUUUAUUCAAAAAAAGGUGUCCUUUGUUUUUUCCUCUUCUUGACAAGGUUUUGAGAUAUUUUCUUCUAAUAACAUGAGAACUUAAUUUAACAACUUUACUUCCGUCGUGUAGCUUUACUACAAAAGGCAUUCUAGGAUCAAUUCUAUUGUCUACGCUUAUUUUUUUGCCUUGGUCAGCAGCUGUAUUGCUAUGGGCCUGGUUUGAAUUAUGCUCCCCUUUGAAGUGGGCAUAACUUAUAUUAUAAUAUAAAAAGUCGGGGAGAGAUGGGAGAGUUUGUUGAGCAGGUGUUUUUAAACGGAAUAUGAUGAAUGGUCAGGUUUCAUCUUUUCAAAACCGAUUACAUUGGAACGCACGAGUAACUUAGCAACCAAACUUUAGUGACAGUUUUUACAAUCUUAAAAAGCCCCAAGUAACACUUGAUCUUUCAAGUUCUUGACUUGAAAAGAGGCUAGCUGACGGUCAAAGUUAUCAUAGAGAAGAAUUCCUACUAAAGGAAUAACGGAAACUGUUAUUUACAUUACUGAAUAUCCUCAAUUAGCGCUGCACAAAAAAACUUAUUCAGAUGCCCCUCUAUUGAUGACAGCCGUUUUCUUGAACAUCGAAAACAAGCUCUUGAACCAGUUAGUCUGCGCGUCGCGAGAAAAAUAACGGAACCAAACAUACGUUGGCUUUAGAACUCGGUUAUGAUGAGCGAAAUAAUAUUAUCUUUUAUCAAAUCAUUGAGUCAUUUGUCGCAGAAGAUUGCCGAAAGCUGUGUAGGAUAUUUGAAGGAAGAAAAGAGUACAGAAAACAGAGGGGAUAGGCUCGAACUGGAAAAGUCAUUACUUGUUUAGAAGAGCAAGGGUAAUGUAAUUUGUGAGUAGGGUCAUUGUGAGUCCGGUCGAGGCAUGUUUAUAGAAUUUUAAACAUGGCCUCAUAAAAUGUCCAGAGAUUUUGCAUUGCAAUGGCAGAGUAACGAUUAGUCGAAUUCCAAGUCUCCCCUGCUCGCGCGCCCCUCCUUUUCUCUCUUCACUCAUUUCCCCGUGCCGUUUUCACAGGGCCAAACCCAAAUGGCCACGUUGGAACCCAAAAGGAAAAGGGCCCGGCUUCAGUGCCGCUCUAUUUUGAUAAGGGAGAAGAGAGAAAACACGGGGAAACGUUCGGGGAGAGAAUAAUCUUGUAAACGGAUAAAUCUGGAGUGGAGAAUAAGAAAAAAGAGAGUAGUGGUGACGUCAGAUGAAUGUUAUUAUAAUUAAAACUAGCAAAAUAAUGGGAUAUCCGACUUCUUAAUUGCAGUGAAGGUUUUUGGUACAAGGCAACAUAAAAAGAAGCUAAAAUGCUUUUUGGGGCCUCCUUUCACUCUUCUAAAACAAAAUUUUUAAGUCCCUAAAUGCCAAUACAAAAUGGAUUAACAUUUUGGUAGUGCCGUUUUACAUCCGAGCGGAUUUCAAUGGUCGCAGCCUUAUUUCUCUCAAAAAUCCCCGAAAUUCCUUUAAAUUCGGAUGCCUACGGCCAUAUAUGGCCAACCGCACUGAUGCCGCUGGAAGGGAAAAAAGAAUGGCAGCCACUGCAGAAGCCAUUUGGCUCUUUUUGGCAAAGGAGAGAAAAAGACUCGGCCAAAUGCAAUCCGAAAAAAUUAAAAUAGGGACGUGGAUGUAAACGUCAUAAUGAUGACAUUUGGAGCAGAAAACACAAAUGGGAAUCUGAUGGCUAAAUUAAUUUGGAAUUGAUAAUUUGUUUACGCUUUGGCUUUAGGCGAUGUAACUGUUCCAGGAAAACAUUUGAGGCGCAAGAUUUGCUAUGUUUUUCAUGUAAAUAUAGAAAUCGGGAUGCACUAAGCCUUGCAUUACACUCGGCCGGAUGUAACGUCAUGCUGGUCACUUCCUUUGUUUGAUCUUCUACUCUUGAAAUCUUCACGAUCGUCUACAAAAGGUCCUCCUUGUCGUCUUGUUAGUCUUCGUUUGAGCGCAACCAUUUCUUAUUAGAAUUGUGAACAUUACAAGACUAUGUGGAGCUUGGCUAUCGAAGUGUUGUUUCCGGCGCUUUGCCAAUGUAAACAACACUCUCAGGUAUUUGAGAUAAAUAGAGGUCGGAAGGAGGCCUUUGAAGGAAGGAUUUGUGUGAAAGAUGAGUGCCGGUAGAUAGCGGUCUAAGAUUUUGAGACGGACGAUGGCUAAUUGUUUAGGUUUUUAGGGUUUAUCGUAUUUCAGAAGUCAUACAAGUUUGUUGGUUCGUUGUAAUUUGCGAAUCCAUAAUUUCUCCGCAUCUUCUCUUUACGAUCUACUUUACCAGUUAGUGUACAUUUCCUCGCCACGCACUUCUUCUGUAUAUUUUUCUUCGCUUUCCUUCCAUCUAAUUUGUGUUCGACCUUCAUUACCUGGAAAGAUCGUAGGAUCAAAGGAGAGUUUCAGCAGAACACUCCCUUUGCGCACUCUUCUCUCGUCCGUUUCCAAACCCGUUGGGCUCUGAAAUUUGAAUCGAAUUCGCUGAGGGGGAGAAUUGAAGGACUGGACAUGAACAUGAACUGUAUCGGUAUUGUUAUCGAAGAAACGAGGUGUUGGGCACAUUCUUCAAGGGGUUUUAUUUUAUUUGAAAUUUGCUUUAUUAAUAUUUUGGCAAACUUGAAAGUUUGUUUUCUCAUUCAUCAUGGAAUUGGAAGUUGUUUGCGUUUAUAUUUGUGUCAAUUCCGUCUGCGCUGCAUUUUACGCUCUGGCAUGCGCACCUCCUUGGGUUGAAUUAUCUUCAUUAGUUUGAGUUAGUCACACAUCUCUGCCAAUGACGAUUACUCAGAGUUUCCGCAAUAGCUACAGUAAUACCUUUGUUGAAUAGAGCCGUUUAAAAGAUCUCGCUGACUCAUUUCCUCGAAAACUUUAACAAAACCAUAAUACUUUUUCUACAGGCUGAUCCGCCAAUUACUUACAGCUUUGUACUUACUAGACCAAAAUAAUAAAGCUUUCGGGUUGAAAACACAUUGAGUGAUCUGAUUGAAUCGUCCCCGCGUUCAGUAGGUGUUCACCUCUGCUUUCUUUUUUGCAGAUGAAUUUUUUUUUGUAUUGGCUUGACGCGAGAACAAGAAAGGUGUUACUUAUUAGAGGUUAGAGAAUUAUUUUCAUUUGGGAAACGUUCCUUUCCGUUUGAUAUUGUAACAUUGUCUGGGACAUGUUUUAGUCAUCGUAUGAAAAACACGUUUGCUUUUUCGGCGUUAUUUUCUAAUUUGAAAAGUAAGGCUAUCAGACCAAAACUUCCAGGCCGGACCCAUGAAAAUCUGACGUCAUCACGGAUCAUUGCCGCUUAUUUCCAGCGAGGACGGUAUCGAAAAAAACACGUCGGGUUUCUUCACUUACUAACGGGAGCCCACGAAGAAAGAAAUCGACCAAGAUCAAAGAAGGAAGGGAGGGGGCAGAACGCCGCUGCUGAUGCGCCGCGGGGCGUUCGAAUCUUUUAUUUCAUGCGCGACGAUGAAAUGUGGCGACCGAUUGCCGUGGGGUCGUCGUCGAUGAGACGGGAUGAAGUUACGUCAGAUGCAGGAAGUAGAUGUUCUAAAUGUAAUCAGGAAGAGCAAUCUGACGUUGAGUUAGAGCUGGAGGUUCCAACUUCAAGUCGGAGUACGGAUGACGACAUUUAUGACGACCGUUCUGUUCAUCAUAGCCAUUUUCAAACGUGUGAUUGCCUUAAGAAUGAGAAUUUGGAUUUUACAAACUCGUUGGGGUCUUUUACAUAUCAUUCACCUCAUUGUACCCAUCUCAUAUCAAGACAAUCAAGAAGAUCGACCUGUACACGACCUCUAACGACCAUUUUAUUUAUCGUUGGUCUGACUUCCCUCUUCUUCGAGCCAACUUUUUCCGCUUUGCAAUCGCACAAACCGGCAAUCUCGUCACCUUUCAAAUCGUGUGACCAUUCAUGUUAUCCCGGAAGUUGUGAAAACGGAAAAUGUAUUUGUCCAUUAGGAUUGGCGGGGACAAGAUGUGAAUAUUGUUCUGGAAGGGUACAGUAAGUCAUUUUUCAUGUUAUUAGAGACCAUUUAGGUUGAAUAAUACCGAAGGGAAUAUCACUAGCAGCUUGGGCAAAUAUCCGCCCAGUGCAAAUUGUUUAUGGCUGAUCGAUGGUACUGUGAAUGGGUCAUUGCAUUUGGAGUUUCUCGAAUUCGAAACAGAAAAUUAUUGGGAUCAUUUGUACAUUUACGAUGGGAACUUCGCCGACGAUAAUCUAAUUGCUGCUCUCAGGUAGGCCAGUUUGACGAUUAAUUUUUCCUUUGUAAGAUUAAGUAUGAUUUUUGAAAGUAUAAUUUAUUUUUUAGCGGAAAACAGAAAGGCCGACAGCUGAUUGUGCCGUCCGGGAAAGCGAUUCUUUACUUUACCAGUGAUAUUGCUAUAAAUCAUCCCGGUUUCUCCAUUAGGUACAAGUAUAACACCUGUUUAUACAAUUGUUCCGGACAUGGAACUUGUGAUAGAGGGGUUUGCAAGUGUAAUGAUGGGCAUUCUGGACAAGCAUGCGAGCAGUCUUUUUGCCAUAAAAAUCACAAUCCUUGUUUAAACGGUGGAAGUUGUAUAGAUGGAGUUUGUUCUUGUCCUCCCAAUAGACAUGGUCAAUUUUGCCAGGUAACCGAACUUUAUAUUGUUGAUGUUUGGACUUUAGGCGAUAAAAACAGAGCCGGUAUGGGAUCGACUAGUCAUUACAGAGGCAAACAAAAACAUCUUCCAUCCACGAGCAUCUCAUACAGCGGUGAAUGUGGAUGGAGUCAUCUACAUAUGCGGGGGAUACACCUUUUCCAAACACGGCGUUGUUGAUCUUGUCAAAUUUGAUUCGAAGACCGAAAAGUAUACCGCUCUUAACCCUGAAGGAGAUAAACCGCUUAUGAGAUCUGAUCACAGCAUGGUUUAUUACGCGGCAAGUUUAAUGUUUGGAUUUCUCAUCUCUUUUUAGGGCAGUUUUUUUAUCUUUGGUGGAGUUGUUUCCGAUGGUACGUACGGCACCAACAUAACAAAUGAGUUAUGGCAGUAUGAGAUCAAAAGCAAUCGUUGGUACAAGUUCGGUGACUAUCGGUCGAAUCCUGAUAGCGCUCCUUAUGCUGUGGCUGGUCAUACGGCUCAUGUUUAUGGGGAUAAAAUGUACAUUGUCUUUGGAUAUAACCCAUAUCAUGGAUAUCUUCCUUAUGUUCAGAUUUGCGAUCUGAGUGAGUUUACAAAAAGCAUUUUACUUGAUUUCUGAAUCAAAUAUGUAUAGAAAUAUUCUUUUUUUAGAGGAUAAGUCAUGGGCCAAUCCGAUGGAAAAAGGAGGCGUUGAUCCUAAAGUUAUCGGUCGGUUCGGUCAUUCGUCGGUGUUACUAACAUCCUCUGAUGGUAAAAAUGCUCAGAUCCUUGUCCUUGGAGGCUCUCUUCAUGUCCCUAAUGGAGCAUCUUCGGUGACAGAUGAGUUCCUCAGUUAUAAUGUUCAAAGCGAUGCAUGGUAAGGCAAGAUUCUUUCUUCUAUUCCUAUUUAGGACAAUUCUGCCGUCUUUUGAUUCUCCAAGAUUUCGGCACAGUUCUGUUCUGGUUGACGGUAUGAUGAUUUCUUUCGGUGGAAAUUCUCCUGGUGAUUCUCAAGCUCAUGAAAAUGGGGAUCGUUCUUCACUUUUGAUAUACGACACAACCUGCAAAAAGUGGGAUGAGAUGAAGUUAGAUGAGCCCGAAAGCACUUACCGGUAUGGCCAUGCAGCAGUGACGGUGGAUGUAGAAGAGGGCGAUCAAAAGGUGACUAAAGUUUAUGUUAUUGGAGGCUUCGACGGGUUGAUGAAGAAUGAUAUCCUGGUGUUGACAUUAGCUAGUAAGUGGAGUUGAAAUGGAUUUAAAAUUUAUUUUGGUUUACAAUCUUGAUUUUAUUUAUUUUUUUCUUUUAGAAGAUUGUAGUUCCGAGGCCUCAUCAGUCUCUGAAUGUUAUAAUAUUGCCAAAGGAAUCCGUUGUUCGAUGAGUGGAAAGAAAUGCCAGAGACUGAAAAGUGAUGUCUCCUAUCUUCAGCCUUUUGCCCAAUUCAUCAAGAGUAAUUCUCCGAGAAUACAAGCAGUAACCUGCCCAGAUUCGGAGAAUUCCCUUCAAUUGGAGGAAGAGAUGUGUUCUUUUAUCAAAGAUUGCACGAAAUGCGUUUCUCGACCAACUUGCGGAUGGUGUUCGUCUACCGAACAAUGCCAGACAACAAGUUCCGUUUGUCUAGAUGAACUGCAGACUGAUCAAAGAAUGUGUUCAACUCCUUUGAUGGUCAAAGCCUCAACUCCCGUAGAGAAGGAGAAAAGACCUUGCAGUAUGAACUCUAACUGUUUCUCUUGUCAUGCUUAUAAUUGCGCUUGGAUGGAUGAGAAGUGCGUUUCGAGGGCAGAGCAAGCUAUGAUGAUAACAGAACAGCUUCGGCGAUAUUCCGAUAGAUAUAAUAGUUUUACGGUUGGACACACCGAAUCUGUUUCUUCGGUAAAAUCUCGAAAAGGAGGGUUGCCCUUCCCCCAUUACAACUCUUUCCAUGAACAACGAUUUGGAAUCUCUCAGUAUUCAAAUUGUUCUGCUCCUUGUUCUGAUUAUCGAGAUUGUAAGAAGUGUGUGGAUAACAACUGUAUGUGGUGUCCGACUGUUCCAAGAUGUAUUGCAAUGGAUACCUACAUGGUCAACUUACCCUAUGGGCAGUGCCAGUCCUGGGUUACCUCUAACAAUAAUCAUCAGCGAAGCUGUGAAUUGAAUCCUUUGGAUUGUAGUGCACAAAGGAAUGCAACCGAUUGUCAGUUAGUGGGCCCUCGGUGUGGUUGGUGUGAUAGUGGAGAUGGCACUGGGAUUGGAGAAUGUCUGGAGGCAAAGAACGACAAACAACCUGUGAAUGAAAAGCAGUGCAAUCCGGCAGAGGGGAAGAAAUUCUAUUUUACUGGUCAGCCCGAGUGCCAAUGCAAUGGUCAUUCUACAUGUGUGGAUUCAACUCAUAAACCAGCCUUUAUGGAUGUUGUUCUGCUGAAUGAGGCACACACUUUGAAAAGAUGUGCGUCUUGUAGUAACAACACUAAAGGAGAUCAUUGUGAAUUCUGUGAAGAUGGGUAUUAUGGAGAUCCGAGAAACGGAGGGGUUUGUAAAAGUAAGUUCUUUGAUAAGGAGAACAUCUUGCCUAUUUUCUACUUCAAAGACAUGACAUAAUUUUUUAAGAAUGCAUGUGCAAUGAUCAAGCAGAAACUUGCGAUGAAGAUGGCACCUGUAAUUGUAUUGUCAAAGGCGCUACGGACAAGGCGUGUGACCAGUGUGACUUCAAAUAUCACGGAGAUCCCAAACAUGGAACUCCUUGUGCUUGUGAGUAAACGUUUCGAACACUAUUUUGAAGGUUUACGCAAUGGUUAUACUUGUUAGCUAAAGCGAUUAAAGGCGCAAGAGCCACCUACUUUAAAGCUUAUGUACCACUCCGUAUUUUUAAUGUCCGGUUAAAUGGCCUGUCUGACCGUUAUUUAAUUUAGAGUAGUCCAGAGUUGUGUGUUUUUUAUAUUAGAUUGUAUUUUUUCAGUUGAGCUCCUAAUUGAUUUCAUCUACACCUUCAAACUUGACGCCGACGAUCCUAAGGACAAGUACGUUAAGCGGAUCCAUUUCAAGUCAAUCCCCUUCAAACGAGAUAUCGACGUUCAGUUCACUGCCAGUUGUGAGGGUGACAGUAAUGCUACUCUUCUAGUCGACCUCUACUACAACAAACCAGAGAACAGCACUAAACGAACUCUCUACAACGAUAGUUGUGUUGCUGAAGGGCUGAAACGAACGUAUUCGGCCAACGAUUUCCAUUUUGGAGCCGGCUCAAACACCACAUUCGGCGUGUCGAUAUCCAACUUCAAGACCCCAAUCAAAAUUCAGAUCUCAUUCGCUCAGUCCCCGCCCAUUAAUUGGGUCCUUUUCUUUGUCAUCUUUGCGGCGUAAGUUAUCGCUACGCGUUGAUUGGGUAUUUGUCGUAUCUUUAAGAUGUCUGAACGUGUUUAUAAAUGAAACUUAUUUUUCAGAUGCUUCAUAGUUCUGCUUGUGGUUGCCGGCAUUCUUUUGCUCAUCAAACAAAGGAUACGAAAUGCUGGUCAAGAGGCGAAUAUCAUCAUUGAAAAUGAGCGAAUGGCCGCUCGGCCAAAGAAAUCAGUUCAACUGCAUCUUCCGGAAGUCAGACAAAACGUUGUGAGUCCUAGAUUACACUUCAUGAGAUCUAUAUGUAUAUAUUUGAAUUCCUUUUUGGAAAUUGUUUUUUUUUCAGCAACCAACACCAAUUGCGAUUGAGCCCUGUAAAAAUCUAAAUACCGCAAUAUACACUGUCGUUGUGAGACUACCAACCGGUGGCAAACUUCACACUCCGUAUGGGACCUCAGGUCUGGCCGUUGCGUCAGCUCUGUGUCAUUUAUCGCAAAGUCAAUUGGCAGUGUUGGAGCCUCCAAAUGAGGGAGAAAAGGCCGAAAGUCCAAACAAAACAGACUUCCGCAGGUUCUUGCCUACAUUUAUGAGACGAAGACAAAGAUGA
This is a messenger RNA of Bursaphelenchus xylophilus (pine wood nematode), 8757 nucleotides long. The record is from the annotation of a GenBank genome assembly. NCBI's taxonomy places the organism in Eukaryota, Metazoa, Nematoda, Chromadorea, Rhabditida, Aphelenchoididae.